AUGCCCAGUCUUACCUGGGCGCUUUAUUCAGGACUUGGAAAACCAGGUUUUUAUGGCAGCGAUGAGCAACGUGCGCUAAUCGAAGCAUUCAUUAUCGAAUACAUCACAGUGUACGAUGACGAUGAUGUUAAUAACAGGAAGAAUUUAAUCAAUGCUUACGAUGAAAAUUUUUUUGAUCAUGAAUUGUCGUUUGUGAUUAAUCGCCAUAGCUUUGAAGUAUCUGUUUUUGUAGAAGUAGUAAAUGUAGCGCUUUGCGAAGUUUCUUUUGUUUCGGAUUGGGUGAUUAAAUACAGCACCUAUAAUACUUAUCGGAAAUCAUCGCAUAACGUUAUGUGCGUCGAGAAAUGGGAACGUUUUCGUGAGAAAGUGGUGCAUAAGGGAGCAAUGGAUAUCAUUGUUAUGUUGCGUAAACUUCCAGCCACCAAGCAUCUUAUGGACACCUUUGUGGUUGAUGUUUCAAUGACAACGGCAAAGCAUAUGUGUUUCGCAGUUCACGGAUUCUUUCGCGACAGCAUGACUAAAGUGCAAGAUGACGAUGAAGUGAAAUUCUUUUGCCGCAACUUCGUCGUUGUGAAUAAAGGCGAAGGGAAAAUAGCAGUUCUUAGCGAUAUACUAUUUGUCAGUGGAGUGUUCACUGAAAGGAUACAACGUUACAAGUCGAUGAUUACCAGUUUGAUAAAGGCGGUCCCGGAUACAGGAACUUCAAUGAACAUGGAUGGAGCAGGUGGCAGCAUGUCUGUUGGAGAUGGUGCUGAGAAUCGUUGGUUGGCAGAACCGUCGCCAGCUCCUCAGUCAUCAGUGCCGCAGCCAACCCCAGCGCAGUGUGCUCUGGCAGGAGACUUACAAAUGCAGGAGCAGAUGGUUGCAGCAUUUAGCCAGGAAAGUAAAAUGAAGCCGGAAUGGUCGAGAAAAUGCCUGCUUGAUCAAGAUUGGGAUUACGAGGUUCUGGGCGCUUAUCCUAUGUUCGUGAGUGGAUUGUCGCUGUCUUCACUGGUAGCUUAUAGUCUGAAUUUAAAAAUCCUGCGAUCAGUGUGCUUCGAAAUUGAAGGUUUCUAG
Molecule: messenger RNA, 1056 nt
Organism: Gongylonema pulchrum
Lineage: Eukaryota; Metazoa; Nematoda; Chromadorea; Rhabditida; Gongylonematidae
Source: the annotation of a GenBank genome assembly